ACCCGGCCGAUCUACACUUCAUUAUUCAAUAAUCGAUGGGUGGCAAUUCAUCUGCACUCUCACCCAUCAGCAGCACGCACCAUGCUAUACGCGCUAGCCUUUCUCGUCAUGCUCCUCAUAAUCAUAAUCUUCUGGAUCAUCCGCCUCGUCAUCCUUUACUCCAAGCGUCGCAAAUCCAAUCAGGCAGUGGAGCCUGCGGCCCAAUUCAGGCAUGUCGCCAACCACCUCUUUACCUCUCGCCAUGAUACACAGCCUUCUUUGGAUGACGAUGUUGAGCAGGGCUUUAAUCAUGGCGCGGAGAGGGGGAGAUCGAGACGAGCUAGAGAUGAAGCUCCUGUGGCGCGGCUGACUAGCGAAAGUCAAGCUAGUUUGCCUGCCUAUGGUCAGUAUUCAUCUGUUCAUAGCCAUGUGCUGGUCGUGACUGACAACCCAAAAGGCGCUGCAUCACUGCCAGUUCCACCCGAACAGGUCUAUAGCUCUGGCCAGGUCAGGAUCAUUCCUGACCGGACCACAAUUCUGCUCACAGGCAGUCUACCAGGGACGACGGAGGCGCCGCCACCUGAAUAUACAAAAGACGAGACACCAAGUACGCCAAGGCGGUGCGACUGAUUGCGCCCGCUGAGGGUAUAUCUUGUUCUGGGGCCACGGAUCUGCCGUCCCCAUUUCUCUGUUUGUAUGUUGUACAACCCAUCUACUCUACAGUUCUAUUAUAUAAUUGCUCUGUCAAAGUGUCAAAGUCUUGGAAUACUAUCCGUCGUGCGCUAUAUACUCGUGUAGGCCGGAUUAUAUUCAAAUACUCUGAAGCAUGCGGCCGAUGCACGAUCUGCACUUUCAGCGCCCAGUACCGGCAUGUCUACACAUGGGCAUUGG
This is a messenger RNA of Cryptococcus amylolentus CBS 6039, 870 nucleotides long. RefSeq lists its product as hypothetical. NCBI's taxonomy places the organism in Eukaryota, Fungi, Basidiomycota, Tremellomycetes, Tremellales, Cryptococcaceae. The coding region runs from base 82 to 609 and encodes 175 amino acids. The record is from RefSeq and is a predicted model, not a curated record. The transcript has 3 exons.